This is a messenger RNA of Vitis vinifera (wine grape), 969 nucleotides long. RefSeq names its product probable xyloglucan endotransglucosylase/hydrolase protein 28. Gene Ontology annotation, biological process: xyloglucan metabolic process; cell wall biogenesis. NCBI's taxonomy places the organism in Eukaryota, Viridiplantae, Streptophyta, Magnoliopsida, Vitales, Vitaceae. Gene Ontology annotation, molecular function: hydrolase activity, hydrolyzing O-glycosyl compounds; xyloglucan:xyloglucosyl transferase activity. The transcript has a single exon. The record is from RefSeq and is a predicted model, not a curated record. The coding region runs from base 1 to 969 and encodes 322 amino acids. Gene Ontology annotation, cellular component: apoplast; cell wall.
AUGGCCAAGUCUCUCUUUAUUUGCUCUAUCCUUCUCCUUCUUAAUUCUUUCCUUUCUUUCCGAUCUUCUGCAACAAACCUAGCAUAUUCCACGCCCUUUGAUCGUUGGUUUUUCAAGGUCUUUGGGGACGAAAACAUAAAAUCUGUACACAAUGGCACAGUGGCGAAGAUCAGUCUGGAUCAGAAAACUGGUUCUGAGUUUGUCUCUUCAGAUAUUUUCCUCCAUGGAUACUUCAGUGCCUCCAUUAAACUACCAAGAAACCAGGACACUGCAGGAGUUGUGGUUGCGUUUUUUACCAUGAAUCAAGACAUAUACAGCAGGAACCAGGACGAAGCGACCUUCGAGUUCCUGGGAAACGUCAAAGGCAAAGAGUGGGUGGUUCAGACCAAUAUUCAUGGCAAUACAACCAUCAGAAACAGCACCAGUAAAGGAAGAGAAGAGCGCUACACCCUCUGGUUCGACCCAUCCGCAGAUUUUCACAAGUACAGUAUCCUCUGGACUGAAAACCAUAUCAUAUUUUACGUUGAUGAUGUCCCCAUAAGGUUGUUCAUGAGGACAAAAGCCAUAGGAAACUACUUCAUCACUAGUCCAAUGUAUGUGUAUGGCUCAAUACGGGACGGGUCAGACUGGGCCACUGAUGGAGGAAAACAGAAAGUGGAUUACAAGUAUGCUCCAUUCACUGCUGCAUUUUCUGAGUUAAUUUUACUGGGAUGUCCAGCUGACCCAAUUGAUCUCAAACCCUAUUGCAUUGACGAGGACCCAUGGGAGAAGAAGGUUCCUACUGGUUUGACAAGAAAGGAAAUCACCCAGAUGAGGAGGUUCAGGCACAAGUUCAUGACAUAUUCUUAUUGCUUUGAUAAGGAAAGGUACCCAGUUACUCCACCAGAGUGUUUUGUUGAUGGCCGUGAAAUGGAGCCGCCUCAAAAUUUCGACCCUGUUGUGUUUGGUGGAGACCCAGUUGAGAAGUGA